AUGCCCACUCUGCAUGAUCCAGAGGGAUUGCCGCUGGCGAGGUGGAUGCAGACUGUUCUAUUCCUGCCACUCUCCCAGUCCGAACCAAGCAUCGAAAUCAGAGACCACCGUGCCUCUUGUGCACCAUUCCAGGAACAGGAGCAUCGACCAGCGCCCGGCUCAAACCAUGCUGACAAGCCAGGGCAUGCGACGACGACGACGACGACGACGGAUGCUAAGCGCUGA
This is a messenger RNA of Aspergillus clavatus NRRL 1, 225 nucleotides long. RefSeq lists its product as uncharacterized. The record is from RefSeq and is a predicted model, not a curated record. NCBI's taxonomy places the organism in Eukaryota, Fungi, Ascomycota, Eurotiomycetes, Eurotiales, Aspergillaceae. Bases 1 to 225 code for a protein of 74 amino acids. The transcript has 2 exons.